AUGAAGAUUCUAUUUAUAAUUAAAAUUUAUACGUUUAUACUUUUAAAAGGGAUAUAUCAUAUUUACAAUUAUAUGGUAAUUAAUUUUAACAAAUCUAUGGAUAAGUAUUACAAUCUUGAUAUAAAUGUAGAUACAAAAAUAUGUCGUUUAUUAGCAAAAUGUGAACAGAUUAAGGAUUCAUAUGUUGCAGGGUUAAAACAGAAGAUACCAAAUUAUGGAGAGAAUGAAAAAUAUAAUAUAUCUAAUUAUGAAAAGACGCUAAAAGUAAAGAACAAACAAUCAAAUGGAAGUUCAUCAAAAAGCACGAGAAGACAAAAUCAAGCAAUUAAAAAUAAAUCGUGCAUGUUUGAAACAAAAAAAUAUUCUCGUCUUGAAAAAAAAAUAUUUAAGGAACUUGAUUAUUUCGAUUUUCUUAAAAACAACAAAAAUAUUAGUGAUAAGCUUUACAAAAAGAUUAUACGUAAAAAAUGUGGCUUGCGAAUUGCUUUACCUUUAUUAUUGUUCUUGUUUUUAUCAAUAUCACUAAUAUUUGAUUUGUUUUGUGGUUAUGGUCUUAUAGGGAAUUUGUUUGUUGUACUGAAGAUGUUCUCAUUAACUAAAUGGAUGAAUCCUUUUAAUAAAUGGUUGUUUGCUUCCCCUUUUAGCUGGAUGGGUGUAAAAAAAAUAAAAGUGACGGUAGGGAGAGUGACCAGCUACAAGUCUAGUAUUAUUAGUAGUUUUUUUAGUUUUCUAAUUUAUUUCCUACCUCUCUUCAUAUUAGGUGUCACCAAAUGUAGUAGCGAUAUUUUAUUAUCAUACAAAAGUAAAAAAAUUUGA
Plasmodium malariae is the source of this 816-nucleotide messenger RNA. RefSeq names its product fam-l protein. NCBI's taxonomy places the organism in Eukaryota, Apicomplexa, Aconoidasida, Haemosporida, Plasmodiidae. The transcript is spliced from 2 exons. Bases 1 to 816 code for a protein of 271 amino acids. The record is from RefSeq and is a predicted model, not a curated record.